Molecule: messenger RNA, 915 nt
Organism: Orycteropus afer afer
Lineage: Eukaryota; Metazoa; Chordata; Mammalia; Tubulidentata; Orycteropodidae
Product: olfactory receptor 1030-like
Biological process (GO): G protein-coupled receptor signaling pathway; sensory perception of smell
Cellular component (GO): membrane
Molecular function (GO): olfactory receptor activity; G protein-coupled receptor activity; odorant binding
Source: RefSeq, a predicted model, not a curated record
AUGGUGACAGAAUUUGUGCUUAUGGGAUUCACAGACCGUCCAGAGCUUCAGCUGCCCCUCUUUGUGGUAUUUCUGGUAAUUUAUCUCAUCACCCUGGUAGGAAACCUUGGCAUGAUCCUGCUCAUCAAGGUGGAUUCACGGCUCCACACCCCCAUGUACUAUUUCCUCAGCCACCUGGCAUUCGUUGAUUUCUGUUACUCCUCUUCUAUUGGGCCCAAGAUGCUGCAAAAUUUAUUAGUGAAGAGAAAAACCAUCUCCUUUGCAGGCUGUUUUGCUCAGCUAUACUUCUCCAGCGCUUUUGCCACUACCGAAUGCUUCCUGUUAGCCACAAUGGCCUAUGACCGUUACAUGGCUAUCUGCAACCCCCUGAUUUACACGGCUAUUAUGACUCAGCGGGUCUGCAGGGAGUUGGUGAUAGGGGUCUAUACCUAUGGCUUCCUGAACUCCGUGAUACAAACAGUUCUGACUUUCCAGUUGUCGUUCUGUGACUCCAACAUCAUCCACCACUUCUACUGUGCAGACCCCCCUCUCCUUGCCCUCUCCUGCUCUGAUACUCACAACAAAGAAAAGCAGCUCUUGAUCUUCUCUGCGGUGAAUCUCACUGGCUCUCUCCUGACUGUCCUCAUCUCCUACAUCUGCAUUCUCUAUUCCGUUAUCAAAAUCCAGUCUUCAGAGGGCAAGUGCAAAGCAUUUUCCACCUGUGCCUCUCACCUCACUGUGGUCAUCAUCUUCUAUGGAACACUGUUUUUCAUGUACCUAUGGCAACCUAAAGUAGGAAAUUCUUGGAAGUACAAUAUAGUAGUCUCUGUGUUUUAUAGUCUUGUAAUUCCUAUGCUCAACCCCCUGAUCUACAGCCUGAGGAACACAGAAGUAAAGGACACCCUGAAAAAAAUGCUAGAGGGCAAAGAAUCAUAG